Messenger RNA from Lindgomyces ingoldianus, 303 nucleotides. RefSeq lists its product as uncharacterized. NCBI's taxonomy places the organism in Eukaryota, Fungi, Ascomycota, Dothideomycetes, Pleosporales, Lindgomycetaceae. The record is from RefSeq and is a predicted model, not a curated record. The transcript has 3 exons. The coding region runs from base 1 to 303 and encodes 100 amino acids.
AUGUCUCAGACUGCUCCCGUAUCCGCUGGCGUGGAAGGAAAUAACACGAACUGCAAGAAUUAUUGCACCGAAUGUGACAACUGCACGGAAUGUACUGGAUGCGCGAAGUCGAGCAAUUGCACUGAUUGUGAAGGCUGCGAAGGGUGUUCUAACUGUACUGACUGCUCGGACUGCAUAAAGUAUGCCGCCCUCAAUUUCAGCCGCAAAUUUGCCAUGGUCAAGACUUACUCUCCUAGUUGUACCAACUGCACGAACUGCAGCGGACUGAAAAACAGACAUAAUGCAAAUAAUGAGCACGCAUGA